AUGGCUCGCUCUACUUGGCAGCUGGUACUUGCCUCCUUGGCUGUGGCUGCAGCAGACCCCAGCCCUUGUUGCAAGUCUUGUGAGCUGCCGAAGGUGAAGGUCUUCAGCACAGAUGCGAAGCAUGGCUACUGUGGCGAGGCCUGCAUGGACCCAAAGAACUUCAACUUGUUUCACAAGUUCGAGGCCAACUUGACCAUUGCCACGGAGGAGCAUCCUUGCAGCAAGCAGUGGACCCCUCUCAACGACAAGCAGUACACGGACUACUUCGACACCGUAACUCACGGCUUGGGUCCUAUCUCAUGCACCUUGGACCUGUAUGCCCCGACGGACAUGCCCAAGCAUGCCUGCUGCAAUGCACCACUCAUUCCAGCGAUUGGCUGCCCUGGCUUCCUUCACAAGCCAACCUCUGUCCUGAUUGAUGGAACGGGUCCGUUCUGCUGCCCGGAGGGUGCCACCCCAACGCAACCCUGUGGAAACCAGAGCCUCCCGGUACUUUCUUCUGAUUCACCAGUUAUCGUCUAA
Messenger RNA from Symbiodinium sp. CCMP2592, 522 nucleotides. NCBI's taxonomy places the organism in Eukaryota, Dinophyceae, Suessiales, Symbiodiniaceae. The record is from the annotation of a GenBank genome assembly.